AAAUCAUUUCACCAGUUUCUUUUCACGAAUACCGAGAGAAACCGAAGUGUGUUCUUCGUGUUCUUCGUAAUCAAACGAGGAUUUGGAGGUGUUAUUGGAAUCCGAUGGAGGUGUAUGAAUAGUCAAAAUGAAGCUACCGACGCGUAGAAUCUAGUUUAAUCAUCCGUUUGUGUGCAGAUUCAACAGAAUUGAAAUGGCUGGUGAUAUGGAAUCAAAUAAUUCAUCGGUACUAGAAAGAGGCGCUGGAAAAAAUAAAAGGAAAUGGACAGAAGAAGAAGAUGAAAAACUAGUCGAAGCUUUGAUGGAACUUGUGAAUACCGGAAAGUUCAAAGCGGACAAUGGCUUUAAACCUGGAUACCUGACAUUUCUUGAGAGUUCACUGCAAACCAAGCUUCCUACAGCACGUAUAAAGGGAAAGCCUCAUAUAGAGUCUCGAAUGAAGACACUAAAAAAGGAUUUCAGUGCUGUGUACGACAUCAGCUAUGGAGCAAACAGUUCGGGGUUUGGAUGGAACGCAGAAGACAAUGUUGUUACGGCGCCGAGGGAUGUUUGGGUUCAAUAUCUUAAGGUUCAUCCUGGAGCAGCAAAAUGGCAGAAUACUGCCAUGCCAUCAUUCAAAGAACUUUCAGUUAUUUUUGGAAAAGAUAGAGCAACCGGAAAUAUGGCUGAAAAUCUUGAAGAUGUGGUAGAAGAAUUGAACACUGAAGCUGCUGAUGAAUUAUCUCUUCAGGAGGACCUGCAACGAAGCACACAUUCAGACGAGUCAACAAGCAAGAAAAGGAAGAAAGGAAAUGUAGAAUCAUUGUUGGAAGCUGUGUAUGCUGCUUCGGACAGGAUUGCCAAUCAGUUUGAGGCGUCAACCAAGUUACUUAUUGCAGCAGAAGAAGAUAUGAUGCAGAAAAAGAAGCAAUUAAAUGACGAACUAUCAAAAAUUCCAAAUCUCACGGUAUUGCAGAAGCUUCAAGUUGCAAAGAAAAUAGCCAAGGACGAAGAUCUUAUGAUAUUGUUUUUUGCAGCACCGGCCGAGGAAAAAAUCAUCUUUGUUCAUGCUGUUCUAGAUAACCAGAUUUGAGCAAACUUUGUUAUUAAGAACCUUUGUUUUUGUUAGGUCCAAUCAGACGUAGAAG
This is a messenger RNA of Daucus carota subsp. sativus, 1127 nucleotides long. RefSeq lists its product as uncharacterized. The transcript has 3 exons. The record is from RefSeq and is a predicted model, not a curated record. NCBI's taxonomy places the organism in Eukaryota, Viridiplantae, Streptophyta, Magnoliopsida, Apiales, Apiaceae. Bases 194 to 1072 code for a protein of 292 amino acids.